ACACGCGCGCCGUUUGUUGUGUUGGUUACGCUUGGAUGUUAAAAGCACAGGGUUCAAAUUUCGAAUAUUUUUGCUAGUUUGUUUACGUUUUGUCAAAUAUUGCCCCGACGGUUUGUUCUUCGCCGGUUUUGUAAUAAAACUUUCAUGACUCUCUUUAAAAGUGCCAGUGAUACAAUUCAAGACAGCCAGGACACUGAAAUAUCAAACAAGAUCCUUGCGUGAUGAACAACACUUCAAUAUUUCACACAAUGAAACUAUUAAAUAAAUUUAAAGAUAUCAGACCAAUAUGUAGGAGAAGAAGGGUCAUGACAGCAACAUUUUCAAAAACAAAACUUUCUAAUGCACCUUGUGUACCUUUUCACACAUCAACAUGUUUGGCUGAAGACAAAAUCUCACUGAACUUUGUGGACAGAAAAGGAGAAACGACUGUUGUGAAAGCAGCACCAUAUGAUACAAUAUUGGACGUUGUAAUAGAUAACGAUUUAGACAUUGAAUCAUUCGGUGUUUGUGAGGGUACUUUAGGUUGUUCAACAUGUCAUGUUGUGCUUGAAGAUAAAACUUUUAAUUUUUUAGAGGAGUCUUGUCCUCCUACAGCAGAAGAAUUCGACAUGCUAGAUCUGGCAUGUGGUUUAACUGAAACAUCAAGACUUGGUUGCCAAGUUGAAAUUACAAAAGAUAUGGAAGGAUGCACAAUAAAAGUUCCGAAAGAGGCUAUUGAUGCUAGAGAUUUUUGACAGUUGUAGUUUAAAAAGAAAUUACUCAAUUGUUUUCGAAAGAAGCAUAAAGAUUUUAUUUUUGAAGCUACUCAAUGCUUUUAUGGUGAUACUUUUGUAUUAAUAUUCAUAUUUCUCGUUUGCCGCAAAUCAUAUUUCUAAUACAAUUGAUGGAGUCCAAUAAUUCAAAGCCUAUAUAGAAUGUUUAUGCCAUAUUAGUAACAGUUCAAUUUAUUGUGCAAUUUUUCUUCUGUUUCUUUCGUCGUGUAAAAUCAAUGCUUAAAAUUGAUUUCAACAUGAAAUAGAAAAUUGAAUUCUACAUUUCCUCUUUUUUUUGCGCGAAUAUAUUCAAUAUUUCAUAUAAUUGAAUAAUCAGUUUUCCAAAACAGGUACAUUAAGGUCAACUGACAUAUUGCUUAUUGGUGAUAUCAUAUCAUGAAGCUUAUUAUUUUUCAACAUGGCUGCUUGAUCUUUUGAUCAUAAAACGGAUUAAGAGGUUUUUGUCCAUGAUUGAUAGCAAAUUGUGUUAUUUUUUAAACUUUGUCGGGUGGUAUUAGGGCGUGUUAUUUCAUUGUAAAAAAUUGUAAUUUGCUGUGGGUAGAACAUUUAUUGACAUAGCCUUUAAAUGGCCAGAAUAACUCGUUUUAUACAAUGGGUGACACUUUUGGUGUAGCAAACUUAAGCUCUGUUUAAUAUUUUAUUUCAUGAUACA
This is a messenger RNA of Styela clava, 1425 nucleotides long. RefSeq names its product adrenodoxin-like. Gene Ontology annotation, cellular component: mitochondrion. Gene Ontology annotation, biological process: P450-containing electron transport chain. Gene Ontology annotation, molecular function: electron transfer activity; 2 iron, 2 sulfur cluster binding. NCBI's taxonomy places the organism in Eukaryota, Metazoa, Chordata, Ascidiacea, Stolidobranchia, Styelidae. The record is from RefSeq and is a predicted model, not a curated record.